AUGACAGUUGAAAAGAUAGGAGUUUGCUUGUUUAGAUAUCACAUGACAAAGAUUAUAUUGUCAGUUAUAGAGCUUCGAUCACAUAUGACACACAAUAUUCAGUUGGAAUGGUAUUUGUCAAGGACUACAAGCUUGAAGAUCAAAGUGAUGAAUAGUUAUAAUUUAAAGAUGUCUGGUAGACAAGGUGGUAAACUCAAGCCUCUUAAGAAACCAAAGAAGGCUCAACACGAAGAAGAUGAGGAGGAUCUUGCCUUCAAGAAGAAGAAGGCCGAAGAAGCCAAGAAGUUGAAGGAAUUACAACAAAAGGCUGCUGGAAAGGGUCCCUUACUUAGCGGUGGUAUCAAAAAGUCUGGAAAGAAAUAGACGCUAUAGUUUUUUUUUAUUAUUCCAAUUAUAUUAUUCAUAAUAAACUCAUAAAGAAAACCUUGUUGCCGAAGUU
Molecule: messenger RNA, 439 nt
Organism: Cokeromyces recurvatus
Lineage: Eukaryota; Fungi; Mucoromycota; Mucoromycetes; Mucorales; Mucoraceae
Product: translation machinery associated TMA7-domain-containing protein
Exons: 6
Coding region: 1-363 (120 amino acids)
Source: RefSeq, a predicted model, not a curated record